Molecule: messenger RNA, 5507 nt
Organism: Eriocheir sinensis (Chinese mitten crab)
Lineage: Eukaryota; Metazoa; Arthropoda; Malacostraca; Decapoda; Varunidae
Product: serine/arginine repetitive matrix protein 2-like
Exons: 8
Coding region: 443-4369 (1308 amino acids)
Source: RefSeq, a predicted model, not a curated record
GUGAGGUGCGCGGCUCGCUGCCUCACUCAGUAUCUCAGUCUUCUGGCGACGUUGGUGGCGCGUGGAUUCGGUCCCCGCGCUCCGGGCCUCCUGCCGUGCCUGUGUACCGUCCCGCCCCGCACACUGGCACUGACUCGCUCGCGGAACGUCGGGCCGCGAGGUGCCGUCCGUUGUUGUUGUUAGAUAAGAGUGUCACGACGCCAGACUCGUGGACGAGUGGAAGUUUUGUACGUUGUGAGUCUGUCAAGACCUGAACGUCCUUGUGCAGUGCCGCCGUGUGUGCCGCUGCCCGGGCACCCGCAGGAGGGAGGAGCGCCGCCAGUAGCCCCGCGCCGCCCACCUGGAGGCAAGGCAGCGCGAGUGACGUGGGCGGUGCGGGCGUGGCGCGGGCUGGCCACCGUAUAAGGCAGUGGGCCAAGCUCGUCGCACCUGCUCACUCAGGAUGCCGGCCAGCGUCAGCAGCAGCAAGGGGGGCUCGGGGGGCAGCGGCGGCGGCGGCUAUGGUAUCGUCUCGUCGCGUCACUUCGAGUCCGGCCCCCCGCCCUCCAAGAUGCAGCUGUGCACGAUGGACGACGGGGAGGUGUACGAGACGGUGAAGGAAGAGGAGUGGCUGACGCGGAAGAAGGUGACAACCACGACCACCAAGAACAUCGAGACGCGCACGCAGCGGGAGGUGAUGCUGGAGGACGGCGAGGUGGUGGACGACUCGGGGCCGCUCGUCACCACGGACUGCACGGAGAACACGGUCACGAACGAGGUGGUGGCCGACGAGCACCUGACGCCGGAGGGACAGGAGGGGGCAGCGCUGGAGGCCCCGGGCGAGGACUGGGUGCCCGUGGGAGGCGCCGUUGUGGUGUCGGAGAAGAAGGAGCACAUCGUCAACUCGCACCAGGUGGCCGAGAACAGGAAGGAGACGGAGGAGGUGGUGCAUGUGGGCGACGUCAGCAACCAGGAGGUAGAGGACCACAAGGAAGGGAAGGCGGACCUGCGAGCCCUGACGGAGGCGCGGCAGGAGAGGGGCUGGGAGGUCGCGCGUCCGGAGAAGCGCGUCGUGCAUGAGUCCACGAAGAAGUGGGGCGCCGUGGACACUGAGGACGUCCACGAGACCAGCCGCAUCCAGGACGGCCAUGUGGUGACGGAGACGGAGCGCACCACACAGCACGAAGUUUACGAGAACGAGUCACUGCCGGAUUCGGGGUCUUCGCUGAGUGACGGGUCGGUGCACGAGGAGGCCCGCGAGACGCAGCACAACAUUGUCCACACCAAGGACGAGGACCUGGUCGAGUACUACGGCGUCCCUCGCGGCGGCACACUCGCACAGGGCGUCAAGCUUGGCGAGGGGAUGCACGUCGUGAGUGAGGACUUCCACGAGGACCGGGAGGGCCAGGACCUUGACUCCCUGAGCGAGAGGCUCCGUCGUGGCCGCCGGCUUGGUGCCCUCAAGCCCAAGCCUCGAGACCCCGCAGAGCGGACGGACGCCAUCACGCGGCGACCACUCGACUAUCACCAGGAGGAGGAGACGCGCAAGACAGAGACCAAUCGCUGGCUGGAAAACCACUUCGGCAGCGAGUCAGGCCGCUCGGGUAGUUCUCACCACGAGGACGACAGCGCCGUUCAUACAGCAGGCGGCAACGUUAUCACCAUCACCAUGAGUCCGCGUCCAGCCACCCCCGAAGACGUGCCUGACGCUGCGCCCUCAGGCAUGCGUCACUGGGACUCUCCCGCCGCGCCAAACUAUUCCCGCAGCACCCACAAGGCCCCGCCGCCCCCUCCACCCCCUAAACCAACCUCUUCGUGGAACUCCCCCGCCGCUGCCUCCCCCCGCCAGCAGCCUCCUCCCAGUGAGGAAAUCACGGACACCAUGAUAGCCGCAGCGCGAGCAAGGCUGAGGUCAACGGGCCGCAUCCUGGACGACAGUGAGAACAACAGCACCCCGCCCAUGAGCCCCGGGGCCACCAAUGGCGUCAGGUUCAGCGGCCAGCAAGAAAGGGUGCAGGUCCUGCCGUCAUCUCCGGCUUCCUUCCCCUCACCUCCCAUCUCGCCUGUCUCGCCCACAGGCCGCCCCGCUGACGACCCAGUUUUCAGCAGCAGGUUCAGGUCAGGCAGCCCAAGUGGAUACGUCUCGACGCGGCUCUUCUCCACGCCCUCCCGCGGCUCCCGGCAGGAGCGCUCCCCAUCGGACAGCCCGCCGCCGCCCUUGCCUGCCACGCCACCACCCACGCAAAGCAACAACGUGGGCAGGUCACAGUCAUUCAACGUCACCAAUAAAAACUGGGUGAGUAGCGGCUCCAAGACUUUGUACUCUCGACCCCUGAACUCCAGAAUGAAGGAGUUCAGGAGUGAGGAGCAGCUGGAUGACGUAGGCCACAGGCCACAGCGCCGCUGGUCGCCUCCGCAGAGGGAGGUGUCCCCUGAACCCCCGAGGGAGGUUACACCACCCCCGCCCCCUCGCACACGCAACUCACACACCAACUACGCCCACUACAACACUGCACCCAGCAGGUCAUCCAGAAGUACCAGAACAACCGAGAUAGCAACGCAAACCAUCGCCCGGGAUUCUGCCACCCAGACGGCACUCUCCCCCGUGCCGCCGCCACGCACCAAACGCAAGAACAAGCCCAAGACCUACUAUUUCGGCCAAGACUCAACACCUUCCAUCUCUCCACUGAGGUCAACGUCCAGGGCUCCCAUCACGACCUCCACGUCCACCACGUCGUACACCAGCACACGACGACACAACCAGUCAUCCCCCAAGGUGGAGCGGCGGUUCCGAACCACCAAAACCAUCACUCCCGUGGUGGUACCUGCCACCACUCAUGGCAACGAGGACAAGCUCAAGAAUCGCUCGUGGCAUUACCGCAGCAUGGACGAGUUAAGCACAGGUGUUGACUCCGCUCCGAGGGCCUCGUGGACUAACACCAUCGACCCCCGCCGAAAGCCUCGCCAAUAUUCCCAUACACCCAAGGAACCAGAGACUCAGACGCUCCCGAAGAAGAUGUCAAACGGCACUGCGUCCCCCAGCAGGACUUACAUCUUCGGUAGCGACAGCCCCAGCCGGAGGGACAUGGGGAGUCGAUCUUCCAACUCUCACCUGCAGAGGUCCUACGGCGGCUCGAUGCUGAACGUGUCCCUCGCCAGCAUGUCAUCACCGAAGAGCACCUACACGACGGAGCUGCGGGACAAGUCCCCGCCUCGCUCCACGCGGCCUGUCCUCAGGAGCCACAGCCUCAACAUCAAGCCGGCACCUCUCAAAACCAAUGGCUCCCCCACGGAACCUUCGCCCGUCACCACCAGCCUUUCCAACACUCAGCGAACAUCUUCCAUGUACCGCUCGUCGCCUUACAUCAACCUCAGGAGCCCCAACCUCAUUGCUACCAUCGCUCGCUCUAACUCCACCCGCAGGACAGACUCUUACGAGGAGGAGGACCCACAGGAGCGCAUUGAGUCGCCUCCUCCUGCUGAACAUCAUCGCAGCACGCACAGCACCUCACAGCAUACCUCCCGCUCCACUUCCUCCUACACCAACAGAAACACCAACUCGCACAGCAUCAACAAUAAUAACAACACCAGGAAUGCCAAUGGCAACCUGAACCACAACAGGAAUGGCCCGACCACCAAUGGAGACAACAACGGUGAGGACAAGCGGAACAGGUUCAUGAAGGGCCUUCUCACUACGGCGCCAGAACUUUACCAAUUGUUGCACGGCGACGAGGACGGCAAGAAGAAAGAGGAGACAGGCAAGGGCGGUCACUCACCCCCCGAGUCCCCGCCGCAGCUCAUCCGUCCUCCAGGUUCUCCCCUCACCUCCCCAUCUGCCAAAUCCCCGUCUGCCACGGCUCCACGGAUUUUCACCUUCGGAAGGGGGGAGGCGGGCUCUGUGAAACGAUCACCCUCGGCCCCUCAGGAGAACAACAACCGCUUCAGUAGCCUUGGACGCCAGAACGAUGGCCAGCCCAGGAAUUCGCUGAGCGGCAGCAGGGAUAACCUCAGCAGCACUCCACAACGGAACAGCCUCACGUCACAGUACCAUCGUCAAGCGCAGCUUUCCAACAGCAGUUCUGGCGUUGCUACCAACUCCCUCAACCGUCCAAAGUUCAACCUUAAGUCUUCAGGCGGCGGGUCACUCCUCUACUCCAGCUCCUUCCGUAACAGGGCAGAGCAGCAGCAGCAGCAGCAGCAGCAGCAGCAACAGCACCAGUCCACUCUGGCCUCGCGGCGCGGCUCGGACCCACGAGACCAUAAGCCUCACUCUACCCCCAGCUGGCGGGAUCACUCUGACGUGGGCGGGAAGCACCAGGGUAACGUCACUUCAAACCUGACGCGGGACGGCGCUGUCCUCAUCCCCAUCAGGGACUGGAACAGCCGCUGAGCUCGCCGUCCGUGUGACUUUAUUCAUGUUUGGUGAAGUUGUCCUGGGGUUAACCCUUCAUGUAUAGAUAACCAUUAUGUUCUUGAGUAUGUAUACAAUAGGACAAAGUAUAUAUGGUAAUGAGGAAGAGGAGGAAGUUAAAGCUUUACAUAUACCAGGUGUCUCUUCGAGCACUUGGGGACCUCAGCCACCACUGAUCGCCCAGGUGUGCCUCACGUGGGAUCACUAAUAGGAAUCAGCUGCUCAUGAGUGUGAGCAGCUGCACUCGAUUAUCCCAUGUUGGGGUGAGGGUCAAGCAAGGUGUGCUCGCAGCUCUCCCGGCCUCGCCCCAGUGUGAGCUGUGGUAGAGCUCGGCCAGUCAGCCUAUGUGAAGCUAUAGUUCAUGUGCCAUAACCCGGGGGUAAGAGGGAGUGAGGGAACCCUCGUGGGUGUGGCGGUGGUGGUGGUGGUGGUGCGGCCAAAGACUGUAUGGUAUGUGUGUGUUGUUGUCACUGCAAUCUUUGGUGCUGCGUCUCGGUCGUGGGCCGUCAACGUCUCACCACAGCUAAUGCCGUUACUGGAGCUUCAAGGGGCGAGGGGCGGCGACCGGCGAGGCACCACCAGCCCUCCGCCCCAGCGCUUCACUAACACGGGUGCCCCGGUCAAGCAGUUGUCGGGCCCCGCGGCUGCUCUGUUCUCCGCUGCCACCAGUGUGAAUGUCAAAUGUACAUACUUCAUGUAAUUAACUCAGCCAAUCAGAAAAUGUAUUGAGCAAAGAGUAGGUUAUGUAUAAUGUUAAGGUAAGAGCUGAAUAUUAUGUAUAGCAUGAGAGGAAAGAGUAACUAUUCCCUGUGUAACCUAAUGGAACGCUCCGGUGAGUUUAACUUGUCAUAGAAGGUGUUGUGUAUCGAUAUAUUACUAAUACGUCUUCCAUAUUUACAAUACACGUAUAAAUUAAACCGAGGUAGAAAGUGUUGAAGGGAAAGGAGAGCGGCGCCAAGGGAGUCCCCUGAGUGGCGCCCGCACGGCUCGGGCUCCGCAGUGUUGUUUUCCUGCUUCACUAACAUGAGUUCUUAGUCCAAUACUGCAUCUUCAGGUGAAAUAAAUAUGCAUUUCCGUGUAUUGAUUUUGUACCUCUAUAAUUAAACUAUGCAACUUA